Molecule: messenger RNA, 1909 nt
Organism: Erinaceus europaeus (western European hedgehog)
Lineage: Eukaryota; Metazoa; Chordata; Mammalia; Eulipotyphla; Erinaceidae
Gene: CDC42EP1
Product: CDC42 effector protein 1
Exons: 3
Coding region: 352-1398 (348 amino acids)
Source: RefSeq, a predicted model, not a curated record
GCGGCGCAGACCUGCCCCUGCCACUCGCCGGGACGCACCGCCGGGACGCACCGCCGGGCCGCCGAGGAGAGGUCUCUCCCAGGAGGGAGCAAGCUUCCACGUUUGAGACGCACCUGUGCUCUCUGUGCUGGCCCCAGACAGCUGCAGCUGCCCACAGGGCUGGAGACAGGCGGCCCGACAGCAUGGACUCCCCACAGCCCCAGCAAUCAGAGGCUGUUCCUUAGGAGAACAAAGAGGCAGUUUCACUACCCUCAGUGCUGAGGAGGAAGCUGGGCAGCAAGUCCCGAGCCCAGCGCCCCCUCUCAGGCCCUGGGUGGGGAAUGGACCAACAGCUGUGAGCAGCCAGAGCUGAUGCCGGGUCCCCAGGGGGUCACUGGAGCCCCCACCAUGAGCCUGGGCAAGCUCUCACCUGUGAGCUGGGUGUCCAGCGCCCAAGGGAAGCGGCGGUUGACGGCGGACAUGAUCAGCCCCCCACUCGGGGACUUCCGCCACACCAUGCACGUGGGCCGGGGUGGAGAUGUCUUUGGAGACACCUCUUUCCUCAGCAACCACGGUGGCGGCAGCAGCUCCGGGGGCUCCCACCGCUCACCCCGAAGCUACCUGGCCAAGAAGCUGCAGCAGGUGCGCCGGGCAGGGGCCACGCCCCGGAGGGUGGCCUCCCCGCCUUCAGCCUCACCCGCACCGCCCGCCGUCUCCCCCAUCAUCAAGAAUGCCAUCUCCCUGCCCCAGCUCAACCAGGCCACCUAUGACAGCCUCGUCGUGGGCAAGAUCAGCUUUGACAGCAGCCCUGCCAGCCCCAAGGAUGGCCAUUCUAGUUACGGCCUGGACUCGGGGUUCUGCACCAUCACGCGCCUGCCCCGCCAGGACAAGCCCCGGGAACGAGACCGGGAGAGCACCUUCCCCUCAGAGCCAGAGCUCCGCCGCUCAGAUUCCCUCCUGUCCUUCCGUCUGGACCUCGACCUCGGGCCCUCACUCCUUAGCGAGCUGCUGGGUGUCAUGAGCCUCUCCGAAGCCUCAGCAGUAGAGACCCCUGGCCAAGCCUCUGCCACAAACCCCCCGACCCAUGGACAUUGUCCCAAUGGGGUCACUGCUGGGCUGGGUGCAGUGGCUGAAACCAGCACAAGGCCCUCAGGAGAGUGUCCCCUCAUCCCCGUUCCCACCGACAAGGCCCCCAGCAGGCCCUGGGGAGUGGGCUCAGGGGACAGCCGCCACCCCACCCAGACAGAUGCUGGGCACGAGCUGGCGGGGGCCUUGCCUCAGGCUCGAGCUUCCUGGGAGAGCCUGGACGAAGAGUGGGGGGCACCCCGGGUGGGCGGCAGGGCCCCAGUGCCCAGUGCAGUGCAGGCACACACCUUUGCAUUUGCCGACACCGAGGAGGAUGAUGAGGUCAAGGUGUGAAUGGCUGGGCUGCCUGCCUCCCAGUGCUGGAUCCACCACCCAGCAGCUGAGAGCCCAGGGGCCCCCACGCCCUUCCACACCUCUGCAGGACAGACAUGGGAGGGAAGCCAGAGGACACCAGGUUCUGGGACCUGGGCGCCCCAUGAUCCCAGCCCAGCUGACCCACCUCUCCCCCCUGCUUUCCUCAGCCCCACCCUGUGCCCCCAGCCUCACAGAGUGGCCUUUGUGGCUGGUUGCUGCCCUGAGCAGGGUGAGGGUGGGGCGCACCGCACCGGGGCUUUGUCUCCUGUCCCAGUUCACCCUGGGGCUGCCCCCAGCAGGGUCUCCACUGCACCCCAGGAGGCUCAGCCCUGGUUAAGACUCAUUUCCAGGCAAUCCUCACUGUCUACCCUCCACUUGCCCCCGAGAGAAGUCAGAUGUGGCCUCGUGGGAGGAGUCCUUUCCCUGUCACCCCAGACCUGUCUCCAGGCCCUGAUUCUAAAAGCUUUUUAAUAAAACACGUCACAAGAGA